AUGUCAUCAAUGGAAUACAGCGAAGAAUCUAAAACUUAUGGCUUAACUAAAAGUCCAUUUGUUAUUUCAUCUAAAGCUACAACAUCUGACUUUUUAAUUGAAGAAAAUUUAUCCAUCCAAGAAAAUCUCAGUCCCUAUAAAAAUGAAGAGUACAACAAAAUGAAAGAAACUAUCAAAUCUCGACAUACAAAAAUGAUAUCAAUGGCCACAGGUCUUGGUACUGGAUUGUUGGUCGGUUUGGGACAUUCUAUUAGGAUUGCAGGUAUCGGUGGUACCCUAUUGGGUUAUGGAUUAAUUUCAAUUAUGAUUAUUCUUUGCUUUUUUGCUAGUGCCGAGUUGGUGGUUGCUUUCCCCAGACUACCUGGUGGGUUUAAUUCAUAUGGUAAGAAAUUUAUUCAUCCAAGUGUUGGGUUUACAAUAUCUUGGCUAUUUUGUAUUAAUUGGGAAAUUAUUUUGCCCUUAGAAUUGGUUACUGCCUCUAUGACUAUUAAAUAUUGGAAUAACAAUAUAUCACCAAGUAUCUUUGUUGCAAUUUUUUAUUCUCUAAUUUUAGCAAUUAGUUUCUUCGGUGCCAGAGGUUUUGCCGAGGCGGAGUUUUGGUUUAAUCUUUCUAAGAUUUUAAUGGUUACUGGAUUUAUAAUUUUAGGUGGUUUAAUUAUCAGUGGAGUUGUUGGUGCCAAUAAGAGUGAUUAUCUUCAGGAUUGUAGCAGAUUUUGGAAAUCACCUGGUUCUUUUAACACUAAUAACAAUAUUUUCAAAAGCAUUGCAUCAACAUUAGUUAAUAGUUGUUUUGCUUGUGGUGGUGUCGAAUUUGUUGCCUUGAGCUGUGCCGAACAAAGUAAGAAAAAUCUAGUUAAAAGUAUCAAGAAUGCUGGAUAUCAAGUUAUCAUCAGGAUGGUUUUAUUGUUCCUAUUGUCCAUCACGGUGAUUGGAUUUUUAGUACCAUAUACUUCCCCAGAAUUACUAGGUUCCAAUUCCAAAAAUGCCAUACAUGCUUCCCCCUAUGUUAUUGCUAUUGCAAGUAACGGUAUUAAAAUAGUACCCCACAUUAUUAAUGCAGUAAUUCUAAUUGCAGUUUUGAGUGUUGCCAAUAGUGCAAUGUAUUCAUCUUCAAGGACAUUAAAUUCUUUGAGUCAGCAAGGAUUUGCACCAAAGUUUUUUAAAAAAUUGGAUUCAAAUGGUAUACCAGUACGUUGUAUGGUUGUAUCUGCACUUAUUGGUUUGUUAUCUUUUAUUGCUGAGUAUAAUGAUCAAGAAAAGGUUUUUAUAUUUUUACUAAGCAUAAGUGGAUUAUCUACAAUUUUCAAUUGGGCCAUGAUAUGUAUCGCACAUAUUAGGUUUAGAACUGCAAUGAAGGCACAAUGUAAGUCAUUGGAAGAACUAGGGUAUAAAUCCCCUACUGGUGUGCUUGGCUCGUAUAUUGCAAUUAUCAUUAACGUACUGAUUUUGGUUCUUGGUUUUUGGGUGUCGUUGUUCCCCCUUAACAAUGACGGUAAAGCCAGUUUUGUUAAUCUCUCUUCAAAUUAUUUGGCAGUGGCUGUUGGCAUUGUUCUUUAUUUUGGACAUAAAAUCGCCACUAAAAAUUGGACAUUUUAUAUUAAAGCAGAUAAAAUCGAUGUAGAUGGUGACAGAGACGUAUACGCUCUUAUUAUUAAUGAUGCCGAUGUUAACUUGUCGAAAAAUAAUAAAAAAAUAAUACAAGCAGAUAAUACAAGAACAUAUGUUUAA
Molecule: messenger RNA, 1728 nt
Organism: Saccharomycodes ludwigii
Lineage: Eukaryota; Fungi; Ascomycota; Saccharomycetes; Saccharomycodales; Saccharomycodaceae
Exons: 1
Coding region: 1-1728 (575 amino acids)
Biological process (GO): amino acid transmembrane transport
Cellular component (GO): membrane
Molecular function (GO): amino acid transmembrane transporter activity
Source: RefSeq, a predicted model, not a curated record